AUGCAAUUACUCGCUCACUUAUACCUCCUCAUUGUCUCGGCUGCUCUCAUAGCAGCCCAAGACCCGACACCCGUCGCGACGCCAGAGGAGGGUGGAUUUCGAAAUUACCGAUCAAUUGCGGGCGAAUAUUUCGCUAAUGAAAGAAGAAUCGUGGAUCAAUGCGUUCUGACGAUGAGAAAUGCACUGGCAAAAUGCCAAAAUGACAACUGGGAUUGCAAAUGCAGCGCCCAAGCGAACAUCGCCAACUGCUACGUUGAUUGCCUCAACAACAAGGAUAGUUUCUCGGCUCAAUUAUCCAGCGCGGAGAUAUGCGCCACUGCCAACGCAUACGACGCCGGACUAACAAACGUCCCCGCUACUUGGACCACACCCGGCCCUGCAGCGGCGACCCCGGCACAGAUCAGUGAUAUUGACGACGACGAAUUCGAUACCAAGAAGUCGGCAUCUUCUAGCGAGCCUACAAAGUCAUUGACGGAAGAAAAGAGUGCGACGACGUCGGAGGGGGCUGCCGCUGGUAAAGCUGCUGGAAGCUGGUUGGCUCUCGUAGGGUUGGGAAUCGGAAUGGUCUUUUGA
This is a messenger RNA of Penicillium manginii, 573 nucleotides long. RefSeq names its product GPI anchored serine-threonine rich protein. Lineage: Eukaryota; Fungi; Ascomycota; Eurotiomycetes; Eurotiales; Aspergillaceae. The record is from RefSeq and is a predicted model, not a curated record. The transcript has 3 exons. Bases 1 to 573 code for a protein of 190 amino acids.